AUGCGGUUCAAUACACUAAUUGUAGUUUUUGUGCUCAUCUCGAUCUCCGCAUGUUCCUCAGAUUUCAAAGUCGUCCGUGCCUAUGCUGGGAAGUCGGUUCUCCUAAGCUUAGAAGUGCCAUCUGGAAAGAAAAUCAAUACCUGGAAUCGUAUACGACUAGGAAAACACGGUCUUGUAGAGCAUGACGGAAAAAUAGUGCCUCCCGAGAGUAGUACUGUUGCAGUAUUUCCCGACACCGGAGAACUUGGAAUUGGACACGCGAAAACUUCUGAUCUCGGUGUGUACUGGUCGCCAGACCUGAACCCAAAGAGCCCCGUGGAAAGAGGACUGCAAUCAAACGAUAUUGUGCUAAUAGUGGAUGAGAGUGAAUAA
This is a messenger RNA of Strongylus vulgaris, 372 nucleotides long. Lineage: Eukaryota; Metazoa; Nematoda; Chromadorea; Rhabditida; Strongylidae. The record is from the annotation of a GenBank genome assembly.